Molecule: messenger RNA, 2121 nt
Organism: Glycine soja
Lineage: Eukaryota; Viridiplantae; Streptophyta; Magnoliopsida; Fabales; Fabaceae
Product: TBC domain-containing protein C1952.17c-like
Exons: 9
Coding region: 193-1314 (373 amino acids)
Biological process (GO): activation of GTPase activity; intracellular protein transport
Molecular function (GO): GTPase activator activity
Source: RefSeq, a predicted model, not a curated record
AUUUUCUGGACGGGCCAUGUGUAUAGAAUGUGUGGCCCACUGAAAUUAGAGGAGAGGUGUUAAUGCAAAAUUGCAAGUGCAUGUCAUUGAAUUUGAUUGAGUAUAGGAUUCCAAUCUCAAUUUCAGCUUCUUCUAGACUAGAAUAGAAUAGUAGAGUAUAAACAAUUCUCGAAGGAAACCCUAGAAAGAAGGAUGAAGAAAAAGAAGCAGGUGCCGGAGUGGAUGAACAGUUCUCUGUGGUCCACCCCCUCCGACCCUCCUGCUUCUGUUUCUGUUAGAGAAGAACCCCCGACAAUCCCAACCAAUCAGAAUGCCUCUCCUCCUCUUUCUUCUUCUUCAUCCGUUUCUUCUCCUACUGCUACUGCCGAUGACAUCUCCCGGCAUGCUCAGGCUCAGGUUCAGUUGUUGGCCGAGUUGUCUAGGAAGGUGAUAGACAUGCGCGAGUUGAGGAGAGUCGUCGCUUCUCAAGGAAUAUCUGAUGCUGGUGCUUUGCGCCCCACGCUCUGGAAGCUUUUGCUUGGAUAUCUUCCGCCCGAUCGUUCCCUUUGGUCCUCUGAAUUAGCCAAAAAGAGGUCCCAGUACAAAAAUUUCAAAGACGACCUCCUCACGAAUCCUUCAGAAAUCACGAGGAGGAUGUACAACUCCAACUCUGCUGCUCUUGGUAUCGAUGAUGCAAAAUCUCAUACUCAGACUAGGCUCUUGCUUUCUAGAUCACGUAUCACUCAUCAGGACCACCCUUUGAGUCUUGUCAAGACCAGCAUAUGGAAUCAGUUCUUCCAGGACACAGAGAUCAUAGACCAGAUUGACCGAGAUGUCAAUCGUACUCAUCCAGAUAUACACUUCUUCUCUGGUGAUUCUCUUUUUGCAAAAUCUAAUCAGGAGGCUUUAAAGACCAUAUUAAUUGUUUUUGCAAAGUUGAACUCGGGUAUAAGAUAUUUUCAAGGGAUGAAUGAAGUAUUGGCUCCUCUCUUCUAUGUGUUCAAAAAUGACCCUGACGAGGAAAAUGAAGCCUUUGCUGAAGCAGACACAUUCUUUUGUUUUGUUGAGCUGUUGAGUAGGUUCCAAGAUAAUUUUUGUCAACAACUUGACAAUAGUAUUGUUGGAAUCCGUUCCACUAUUACAAGAUUGUCCCAGCUUUUAAAAGAACAUGAUGAAGAACUGUGGCGUCAUCUUGAGGUCACCACUAAGGUUAAUCCCCAAUUCUAUGCAUUUAGGUGGAUUAUUCUCCUAUUGACACAGGAAUUUAAUUUUGCCGACAUCCUUCAUAUUUGGGACGUCAUUUUAAGUGAUCCAGAGGGUCCACAGGCAGCGUGACUCAUUUUCAUCCCUAAUGAGAAUGUCCACAACAAUCAUCCCUAAUGAGAAUGUCCACAACAAGCUGCAGCAGGACUUAAGUGCUUCCACAUGUUGUGUCUUUACACCAAGAAAUGCAUAUCUUCGUGCCUCAAAUCCAGCUGAGUUCCUUUUGAUUUUGCAUGUCCUGUGCAUUCAUGACAGCAACAGUAUACCCAUUGUGCUCAUCCAUUUUAUACACUGGACCCUGUGUCCCAUGAUAGCCAUCUUCUAGCCAGCAUCAUAACACACGCAUACUCUCAUUAAGUUUUGGUAGCUUAUGUCAAAUGGCUUUGAUAGUCCUUUGCCAGCUAUUAUGUCCAGUGGAAGGACCUGAGAUUCUUGCUGCUGUCCCCUAGAUAUGGUGUUGGAAAAGGUGUGAAUUUGUUCUAAUAAUUAAAAACUGAAAGUCAAAACUCUUUUUUUGUUUUAAAAACUAAGUUUACAGUGUUUCAAAAUUAAGUUAAAAAUUAAACUAGUCAUUUUAUUGAAUGUUUGGUUAAAUUAUUCAUUUGAUUUUUAUAAGUAUCUUUAUUUUAACUUUUAGUUCCUAAGAAGUGGUUUGGUUGAGGGAGAGAAGUUACUAUUCAAGGGUAAAUUUUAAAAAAAUAGUGAAGGUUCCUCAUCCCAUUUUUUUUUAUUUUAAUUCAAAUAUUUCUUCCUCAUUUGAUUCGGUGGACUAAUAACCUAAUGGUACAUUCUGAACCAUUUGGGUAUUGCCGGUUACCUUUGUAUUUUUAUUUUUUUAACUGAAUAUAUAAUUACCAUGAAAUGCCCUUUUGACCCUAA